Messenger RNA from Paramisgurnus dabryanus, 1322 nucleotides. RefSeq names its product M1-specific T cell receptor alpha chain-like. Lineage: Eukaryota; Metazoa; Chordata; Actinopteri; Cypriniformes; Cobitidae. The record is from RefSeq and is a predicted model, not a curated record.
AAGAUUAUCUUCGGCAUGGGAACCAAACUUGUUGUGCAGACCAAAGAGGACUUAAAACCCUCCAUUUACAAAGUGAAUGACUCAUGUCUGGCAACUGACUUCACUAGACAUGAUGCAGUGGACAGCGACUCAGCAUUCUCAGAUCAAAAUGUUGCAGUUCGAUAUGAAGGUAAAAGUACCUACAGCGCCUUUGCUUUGGGAACUGCAGAUCAAUGCCAAGAAACAGGGACCUGUACUGUAGGAUCAUCAAAUCAUGAAAAUGCCAUUGAAAGUGAUGAAAAAAUGAACUUCAUGUCGUUGGGCAUCUUUUGGCUGAGAAUCCUCUUUGUGAAGACUGUUGUAUUCAACGUCCUGAUGACUUUCAAAGCAUGGAUGGGCUAAAAUGUCAACACCAGACGCUUUAUCGGUUCGAUUCAUCCAUGGUUUCACCAAACAGAAAAGACAAAGUUGCAUAACGCUCGGCCAAACUUUGAGAAUGAUAAUUAAUGGAUUAUAUAACAUCCAUGUUUAUGCUAGAGUGUAUAUGAUUUAAUAGUAUAUAUACAGUAUAUAUAUAUGUUUGAAUGUCAUGUGCUUAUAUAGGCUUUUUGCUGUAAUGUUGCAUGUAGUUUAGAGAAAAGAAUUACAGUAGAUUUAAUGUAACCUUACACUUUGUUUAACGUUUUAAUGUUUUUUAUGCAAAUUAUCUUUAAUAGCGUGUAUAAUUUUGUAAAGUCUGUGUUUAAAGGUGUAUUUAGUACAGUGUCAUUGUAGAAGUGCAUUCUUUAUAGUCAAUGUUUUAAAUUCUGUGAGUAUCCCAUACUAAAAUAUUAAAAUAUAGUUAUUAAUGAGUAAUUGACUGGUCUUGUGAUCUCAACAUGUCAGCGACCAUAGGGUGACACAGUCCAAAAUAAUUUAUAAAAGAAUUGAUUUUCUGAUCUAUCAAAUAUUGCAUGUAUGAUUACAAUACAGUGGUGGCCAAAAGUGAUGUUCAGAAGGAAUAUUUGACAAAAUAUGCUUUAAAUGACCCUACAUCUUUGAUAAAACUUCCCAAAUAUGAUAGAAUGGUGUAAGAUAAGACCAUUGAUCUUGGUUUAGGUAUUUACCUGACUACAGUUUUAUUAGUUAUACAAUUUAAACGGUUUUAAAUGUACUCUUCAUUACUUUGUGUAAAACUUGCUUGUAGUGAAGAAAUACUACUGUAACUGCAACUUUGAUCUGUAUGACAUUUUUAAGCAUUGUACCUUUCCGACAAGUUAGCAUGUGCUUAUUUUCAAUGACAAGUAUUGUCCAGUAAUGAUUGUUUUUUGUGCAAAAAAUAUAUUAAACUGCAUAAAUGCCAA